This is a messenger RNA of Dichomitus squalens LYAD-421 SS1, 1317 nucleotides long. RefSeq lists its product as uncharacterized. The coding region runs from base 1 to 1317 and encodes 438 amino acids. Lineage: Eukaryota; Fungi; Basidiomycota; Agaricomycetes; Polyporales; Polyporaceae. The transcript has a single exon. The record is from RefSeq and is a predicted model, not a curated record.
AUGGCAUCCACAGUCUCCUCUACUGGCCAAGCUGCCUCAAAGAAAACCCCUGCCGUCGACCCGGCUCCCCGUAUGUCUCCCUCCAGCUCUACUAGUUCCGAUGUAUCUAUGGCCCGCUCCAUCUCGCCCCUCCCCACCCUCAACGUCCCCAGCGACACUCAAAUCUCCGCUACGCCCGCCGGCCUCUACACGCAGCCCGACGGCCCUGGCCUUUCCACCCAGGCCCGCCUCCACAAUGCGGAGGCAUCUGCACUCGCCUUCAACCUUGCGGCCGAGGCCGCGCUUCUGCCUCAUGGCCCCCUCCCCUCUGCCUCGCCUGCCCCGCCUGUCUCCGGACUCGGCGAACUGGACCGGUACUUCCGGUCCCUCAGUGCCCAUUUCACUCCCCUCUCUCAGCCCGCUCCGGACUCCCCGCUCCCGGCGUCUGUCCCGUCUUUCCGGCACCCCGCCAUCCUCAGCGCUCGCUUCCUGGCCGCUAUGGCCAAACUCAACGCUCAACCCAAAUCCCAACGCCCCCCGGAGGAAAAAGCCCGUCUGGCGGACAUCCUACAAGCCUUCCUCGACGACGGCUUCUCCUCCGCGUCCCGCGAUGCCGCGAAUGCGGCCUACGCGUUCGUCCGCGGUCUCCUCGACGCUUCCCCCUUCCCCACCAGCGACGUCCCCCCCGAGGCACACCAACUCACUCCCGACCUCGAUUCACUCGACACAGAAACUGUCACCGACAUUCUCUUCGCUCUCGUCAUGUUCUUCCGCACUCACCCUGACUUUCCUCCCAGGGAUUUUGACAGGUCCCACGUCCCCCGGGUGGCCGACGCCCUCGAAAUCUACCCGUUUCACCUCGAGCGCAUCUUCGACACUCAUCCCUCCAUCAUUAACACAGCGAUCCGCAUUGUCUCCUGGGAUCCGCCCGCCAACCCGGCCCCCCGGGCCCCCUCUCCCUCACUGCGCGAAGGUCAAGGCGUCCUUGACCUCAUCAACAACCUCCCCCCAGCCACUAUCCACACCACACCCCCAUCCCGCUCCCCCUCUCCUAUGCCCGGCGUUGCCCACCCUGGCCUUCCCGGCUCUAUCCAUUCCCCUCAUAACCGCCCCCCCACCCCCUCCUCCCCGACCGCCCAGACCUUCGAUGCGUCCGCCCCUCCCCAUUAUCCCACCCCUCCUCCCAAGAAAGCGCCCUCCCUGCCGCAAGGCGUCCGAUGCGACGUCUGUCGCGGGAACCACCUCACCAGACGUCACGACACCGUCACCAAGCGCUCAGCCGCCAAACAGACGUCCGCCCCGCCCCCGCCCCCGUUCCCUCGGCCCGGCCCGCCCUAG